Messenger RNA from Fragaria vesca subsp. vesca, 1818 nucleotides. Its product is annotated as vacuole membrane protein 1-like. The transcript is spliced from 8 exons. Lineage: Eukaryota; Viridiplantae; Streptophyta; Magnoliopsida; Rosales; Rosaceae. The record is from RefSeq and is a predicted model, not a curated record. The coding region runs from base 144 to 1511 and encodes 455 amino acids.
GCGCGCAAAGCGUGCUCGAUUCCCUGCAGAAUCAUUUUUCACGUUCCCCUCUUUCUUCUUCGUCAUCCUCUCUCUCUCUCUGAAAUCCUAAUACGGAUUCAUAUACGUAUACGAUUUCGUAUACACACGAUUAGGGUUUCGCAAUGGAUCUCCCUGAUUCGCCUUCAUCAAAUCCGUUGGAUUCGCCUCUCUCCGGAAUGCGUGAGAGGCAUCUCCGGGAGCUUGAGAAUUUAACACUUACGGCGAGGCCGGUGAAGACGUUAAGGUAUUUCACGGUGGCAAUUGGUCGAUAUGUUCGGCAAUUUAUGGCAAGAGGUGGUUCGUUUGUGUUGUUUACUGUGCUAGUUUUAGGUUUAGGAAUUGCUACUAUGACAAUUGGUGGACCUCAUGAAAAGCACAUGCAGGAGCUUAUCCGUUAUCUCCAAUUCGGACUCUGGUGGCUGGCUCUUGGUGUAGCAUCUUCAAUUGGUCUUGGGUCUGGUUUGCAUACAUUUGUACUGUAUUUGGGUCCUCAUAUAGCUCUGUUUACCAUGAAAGCCGUGCAGUGCGGUAGAGUUGACUUAAAAAGUGCCCCAUACGACACCAUUCAAUUGAAAAGCAGUCCUUCAUGGAUGAAUAGAAACUGCUCUGAAUAUGGCCCCCCACUAUUUUCAAACCAGCAAGAUUCAAGGCUCCCACUCAGCAGCAUUUUGUCUCAGGUUCAGUUAGAAGCUGUUCUGUGGGGAAUUGGAACUGCACUGGGAGAGCUUCCUCCGUUUUUCAUAUCAAGAGCUGCUCGUAUAGCAGGGAGCGAAUUGGAAGUAAUGAAAGAAUUGGAUUCUUCUUCUACUGAAGAUGGUGGAGUUGUAGCUAAUCACGUGAACCGGAUCAAAUUAUGGCUUCUUUCACAUUCACAGUAUCUGAACUUCGUAACAAUAUUAGUUCUCGCUUCAGUACCCAACCCUCUAUUUGACCUUGCUGGUAUAAUGUGUGGACAAUUUGGCAUCCCGUUUUGGACGUUCUUUGUCUCGACAAUGGUUGGAAAGGCAUUUAUUAAGACUCACAUACAGACAAUUUUUCUCAUCUCAGUUUGCAACAAUCAACUUCUUGACUUGGUAGAAAAUAAAUUGAUUCGGUUGCUCAGCAUUUUCCCUGGAUUUGGUCUGAUUGCGCCCAAACUCAUUGCCAAACUACAUAUUUUGAAAGAGAAGUAUAUGGAUAGCUCUCCUCAAGCCAUCUCAAACAGCGAGGUGAAAAAGUGGAACUUCUCCAUUGGUGCAAUUUGGAAUACUGUUGUGUGGCUCAUGAUCAUCAACUUUUUCAUCAAGAUUGUGUCAGCAACUGCACAAACCAUUCUCAAGGAAGAACAUGAAAAGGAGAUGUCUGCAUUGACGAGCAAUAUACAUGCAUCAGAUCUCGGCAAUAUUGUGUCAGCAACUGCACAAAAUGUUCUCAAGAAAGAACAUAAAAAAGAGUUGACUGCAUUGAGGAAUAAUUUACAGGCAUCAGAACUCAGCAAAGCAGCCAACUAAAUUAUUCUGAAGAGCAUUCAGAUCCAAUUAUCUGUUCUUCAUAGCAUUCUUAGCUUUGGAUUUUAGUGGCAGAAAGUUUUUAUAUCUGCUAUAAUUAUAUCUACCAAAGCUCAACACCUCCAUUGUUUCAUUUUGUACAUAAAUUAGAAACUGCAAUGAAGCAGGAGGUGAUUUAGUAAAAGUAUCUACAUGUCUUUUAGUUAUUUGUAACAAUAUAGCGAUUCUUGGUCUUUGUAUCUUACAUUUGCUGCAAUGUAAUAAUAUCCAUUCUAGACAUUCAUAUAUACAAUAUAAGCAAUCUUACUCU